AUGGCUUUUAAGAUCUUUGCUACGCUGUUCUUGCUCAUUGCGAUCACUGGCCAAUAUCAUGCAAGAGCGUCGACGCUGGAUGGCGAUUUCUACAACGAAGAUUGCCCGGAGUUCGAGAUGAUCGUCGCAGCGACGGUGCAAAGCUUUCUCAACAGAGAUCACACCGUCCCUCCGGGAUUGCUCCGACUGGGGCUCGAUAGCUCGGUCAUGCUCAAUUCAUCCAGCGGGCCAGAUCCACCCGAGAGAGAUGCGAGACCAAACUUGUCACUGCAUGGAUUCGAAGUGAUCGAUGCGAUCAAGGAGCAGCUCGAGGAAAUUUGCCCCGAAACAGUGUCGUGCUCUGAUAUUCUGGCGCUGGCAGCUCGCGAUGCGGUCGCACUGGGAGCGUUGAAGGAUCUGCCUAGCCCGUUUGAGAACACGACCGCGCUGCUCAAGAAAUUCAGGAAUCGGGGAUUCUCUGCGGAGGAAAUGGUGGUUCUCCAAGGAGGAGGGCACAGCAUCGGUGUUGGGCAUUGCCCAUUUUUCCGGGAUCGCUACUCCAAUUUCAGCGGGACUGCGCAGCCCGAUCCCGCGCUCAAUCCCACGCACGCCAUCUUCCUCAAGGCGAGCUGCGAUCCCAAUGGCAACGCCGCGGUGCCCAACGAUCACGGCUCCGCGCAUUUGCUCGAUAAUCACUACUUCCUCAACAUCCAAAAGGGCAAGGGCCUCUUCAACUCGGAUCAAGAGUUCUACUCGGACAGCCGCACCAGAAAAUCGAUUGACAAGUACGCCGCUUCCAGCGACAAAUUCUAUCUCGACUUCAUAAAGGCGAUGGAAAAGAUGUCGGAGCUGGGCGUGCUGACGGGCUCGCACGGCUCCAUCCGGACGCACUGCCUGAAGAGGUUCCAGCUUCUGGGUGGUGAAAUAGACCGUGUCUUCCAAAACAUUCUUUUUGUCCAUGUCACCUUGGGGCAAGCUCCACUUGAAGUGCUGGACGAGAGUGGCGAUGAUCAUGGGGACAACGUAAAAGGCUUGGGCGAUCCCAGCGCAGAUCCAUUUGCCCCCGCCAAAGGGCAUGAGUCUCAUAAUCCCAUGUCAACUUCCCCUCCUAGAAACCGUGAUGGAUCCCACGUCUCGGGAUUGCUCCAGCGUUUCGGGUCGUGGUGGAUUCCAAAGACGUUGACAAUCAGCUGGAAAGGUUUACGUGUGUGUGAUCUAACAGGAAACUAA
Messenger RNA from Selaginella moellendorffii, 1209 nucleotides. Its product is annotated as peroxidase 2-like. Gene Ontology annotation, cellular component: plant-type cell wall; plasmodesma. The transcript has 5 exons. Gene Ontology annotation, molecular function: heme binding; peroxidase activity. Lineage: Eukaryota; Viridiplantae; Streptophyta; Lycopodiopsida; Selaginellales; Selaginellaceae. Bases 1 to 1209 code for a protein of 402 amino acids. Gene Ontology annotation, biological process: response to oxidative stress; hydrogen peroxide catabolic process. The record is from RefSeq and is a predicted model, not a curated record.